Molecule: messenger RNA, 4670 nt
Organism: Vanessa atalanta (red admiral)
Lineage: Eukaryota; Metazoa; Arthropoda; Insecta; Lepidoptera; Nymphalidae
Gene: asl
Product: putative leucine-rich repeat-containing protein DDB_G0290503
Exons: 19
Coding region: 177-3440 (1087 amino acids)
Source: RefSeq, a predicted model, not a curated record
UUAAACGUCACUUUCUAAAAGUGAGAAAAGUUAUUAAAACCAAACAAACCAAACAUAACAAAUUGAGAUUUUAUAAUAAAAACUAACUCGAUGUGAUGUAAAUCAACUUAAAAAGUUGAAAAAUGGCAUACAUUAUUUAAUAAAGUUGGUUGAGGUCUCUUUGUGUCUUUACAAUUAUGGAAGGGCCAGGUAUGAGUUUGUUUCAAGGGGCCGCGAGUAUUCAUAUUAAUAAUAGCGCGCAAGAUAGACUCGAGGAACAAGAAGAACUAGAAGACCAAAAACGUCGCAAUGAAGAGCUUCAACAGAAUUUAGACAAUGCUUUUGACGAUCUUCAAGUUGACGAUGACAAUAGUUCUGUUAACAGUAGUGGCAAUUACACAUUGGACGCAACUCGUGCAAAUGGUGUCCAUCACCCUGCCAGGACGGGAUUGCCGCCUACAUAUGUCGAGUCACUGAAUCAUUUAAAAGAAACUCAGCAUGGCUCAGAUUCUCCAAAACAUUUCCACGAGACUCCAAAAAAUAAUUUACAGCACCUAAGAGGUCAUGAAGAUGUUAUGAAAUGUGCUUACAGCCCAUAUGGAGCUGGUGAUGGCCAAAAUCAUUAUUUUAAUCAAGAUGUUAGAGGUCACCUAAAUGGUAUCAACAGCUAUGAUGCCCGACAAGAAUUUAUGAGUAAUGAACAAUUAAAAUUUUUAUAUGAGAUGCGUGUUAAAGAAUGUGAGCAAUAUGCUACACAAAUAGAGGUACUAGAUAAUGAAACAGACUCUCUGAGAGCAAAAUUGUUGGCUGCCGUCCAUGACAAAGAUAAGGCACAGUCUUCAUUGCAGGAAGCACAUCAUUUGCUUGCAUCUAGUAAGCACAAGUCGAUGGAGCUGGAGCAACAAAUGAUCGCGCUGAGAGAGCAGAUGCAGCAGGGUGAGCACGACAAGGAGCAGCUGCGCCUGGAGCUGCGCGCCGCCGACAGUGCGCUGCGGGACGCGCAGCAACGGCUCCAUACGUUGCAGGUGGCUCACUCACACGACACUGAUGCCUUGUUUAGAGAACAGCAAGACAGACAUCGUGAAGAAAUGGACAGGUUACAUAAUGAUUUGAUGAAAGCUAAAAGUCGACUGGAUGAAAAGGAUAAUGAAGUGAAACUUCUUGAAAAACGAUGCAUGGAACGUGAUAGAGAGAAAGAAGAGAUAUUAAUAGAAAAAGGUGCAACCAUAAAUAGGUUAGCGAGUGAGCUGGAAGCAGCACAGAGCCGGCUGGUCAGCGGGGAGUCUGCCCGGUUAAAGGAAAAAGUAUUACAAUUGACCUCCGAAAGAAAUGCAGCCCGGGAACAAGUUAAAGAACUUGGGUCUAAAUUAGAAGUGACCGCUCAGGAAUUAGUUAUGUGUCGCAAUAAAGUAUUGACGAGCCAACGGGAGUACGAGAACUGGAAAACGACGCUUAACCAAAUAUUGACGGAAAUUUUGCCUGAUAAUAAUUACAACAUAGCUGAUCCUCCAUCUCCUGGGAAAUUAGCAAAUCUUAAAGAAGUCUUGAAUCGCUAUAAACAACAGGCGCAAAAGUUGUCGACUUUGCAAGAAGAAUUAGCAAAACGUGAAAAACGGCUCGAACAACAUAGAAAACAAGAAUCGGAUUUGCGAGCAAAAUUAGAAGAACAGAAAGGUAUAGAGAUGCAGCUCAAUUCCCGUUUGGCUGUGCUGCAGAAUAAAUUAGAACUACUGGGAACUAACUCGGACAGUGAAUUAGUUGAAACAUACAAACAGCAGAAUGAACACAUGAGGAAAGAUGCGGAGGAUCUACGAGCCGAAAUUAAAACGCUGGAACUAAAGUACACUGAGCUCGAAAUGGAUUACGAAAAACUGAAAAACGAAAAGGGAAGUCGAGCUUCACUUGUCCAGGAAGCGAACGCCGAUCUCCUGCGCGAGCUGGAGAGAUAUAACGGACAGCUAAAAGACACACUUAAGGAAAAUGGUGAAUUGAAGACGUUAUAUCUACAGGUGUGCAGUGCACGAGAUGCAGUUACGAGAGAACUGAAAAACGUACAUACAAAAACACAAAGAGAAAUAGAACAAUACAAAUCGCAGGAGAGAGAAUAUGUCGAGCGAAUAGAGAACGAGAAAAGACAAGUUGAAAAACUGACAAUAGAUCUGUCAAACUGUAGAGAAGAGUUAGAGAGAGCUAAUAGAAGAAUAUCGGAGUUACAAAAAGAGUUUACGGACAAACAGAAAGAAUUUACCGAUAAACUUGACAAGUUUAUUGAAGAUGAAAAAACUGCCAUGCGAAAAGAAAUGGCAGCGUGUGCGCAAUGUGAAAAACAAUUGAAACAUAUCAGGAACUUGGAAGACCAACUGAGCAAGCGUAAUUUAAAAUUAGCGGCGCAGGAGAGUAACGAAACACUGAUGAAAGAGCUAAAAGGCAAGGCGCAGUUCUUCCAGAAGUACAUAGUUGAGCGAUACAAAAAACUUAGUGACCUGCGUUCCGUCGCUACCAACACGGAUAAUGAUGAAGCGAGCCCCGUGACGUCACCCGCGCGAGCUACACGACACGACGAUGAUGAUGACAACGACCACGAUCGUGACGAUGACCAUCACGACGACCAUGACCAUCAGGCUGAACUAAUGAUGAAAGAAAAAGCUAUACGCGACCAGAUAGCCGAGAAAUUCACAUUGGAAAUUAAAACGAUAGAAAUGAACUGUGCGAGACGAUUGAAAGAAAUGGAGACUGAACAAAUGACAGCAGUGACAAAAUUAAAAGAUUUAUUAGAGCGGAAAGCGACGGAAGUAGACACUUUAAAGCAGUUUAUUUUAUCUGAGCGGGCGAAAGUAACUCAGAUACUAGAAUCGAAAGAAAAUGAAAUAUCUAUACUGAUAAAGGAGCAUAACGAACUACAAAAUGAAUGUCAAAAGGCUAAAGACGAUAUUGGCGAAUGGCGGCACAAAGCUGAAAAAUAUAAAGACAGAUUGUCUCGCUUGGGCUCAUUGGAAGAUAUAAUAAAGAAAGAGAAAGAAGAUUGGAAACAGAAAAGCAAUUCAAAUGCUAAAGAAUUUCAUACAAUGAGAACAAAGUUGCUAGAAUUACAAGCGAAUAUGUCGCAGCUCGAAGAAAAGUAUGCAAAAGUACAAUCAGAUUAUCAAAUUCUACAGGAAAAGUACAAAAACGCAAAGAGGACUGUUUUAACGUAUAAAGACUACAUGGCAAAAAAAGACACCCACAUAAACAACGAAAUGAACAGAAUACAAGACGAAUACCGCAAGAUUUUUGUAAAACUGCAAAACCAGAUAAACUAUUAUGUUAACUGUAGAGUGUUGGAGGAGAAAAAACACAAGGAAAAGAGACCCCAGUCACAACAGCAAGUGCAGGUUGAUUAUACAGAAAAAUUAAACGAAUUGACAGAAGACUUUGCGCGCCUCGCACAAUCUAACUUCAAAGAUUCGCCUGAUCUUCACUGACAUCUACUAAAAGUAUUUAUUGUAAUAUUUAAUAGAUAAUCUAUAAAGUAUUAUUCAUUUUGAAUUAACUAGUAUUCGAAUGAUUGUAAAUUAAAACUGCUUCUGAAAAGGUUAUAGAAUAGCCUCAAAUGGAAUAACUUGUGUAACCACAUUCAACAACGAUUAUUGUAAUUUAUUAAUUUGCCUUAGUUAUGUUCAUUCAAAAAUUAAAAUGUAAAUAGUAUUAUACCAAUACAAGUUUCUUGAAACAUAUAUUUUAAAGUUAUCAAGAUUUGUUGGAAAUUUAUUAGCUAAAAAUACCUAAAAUAUAUUAUUCUUAGUAAUUUUAGUUGACACUUAACAAUUUAAUUCAAAGAAGGUAUUAUUAAUUAUCAUUUGAAUUCAACUAGUUUUUGCAUUUACUUUGGACUACCAAUAAAAUAAAAUAGAAGUCAUAAAAUUUUGAGAUCCGUCCAAGUUCAAAUGCUCAUUCAACACAACAUUAUCCGUCGUGUAUCUAUGAUAAAUACAAGAUUAAUACAACUGUAAUGGCCACAAAGUACUUAUUUAUAAACUUUAGAAAUGAAUUUUCAUUUAAUUGCAUUUACCUAGUGUUAAUAUAAUACAAUAAAUCAUUACAUAUCGAAACAUGUACUUCAUAAAGAUUUUUAGCAAAGGUAUUAUUGCCAUUUUACAUACAAAUUAAUAUGGUAUUUUAGACUUUAAUUAAAACCUUUAUAAAAUUUAAUGAUGAUGUUAUGAAAACGAUAAAUCUUGUAGUAAUUUGAAUAAUUUUGGUGCCUUCUUAUGUUAUUAGUAUAAUGAUAUAUUUUAAUAAAAAAUGGUACAAUAAUUUUAAUUAUUUAAUAUUAAGCAAUGUGACAAUUUUUAACAUAUUUACAUGUACAAAUUAUUGAUAUUGAAGGUUAACUAAAAAUUGGAAUUAAAUGACAAAUUAUUAUAUUUUUGAUAAAAUAUUCACUAUUGAGAAUCAAUUAUUCCUGUGAUAGAGUUUGUAAAUAUAAAACAGUAUUAAAAAUAGUUCAAACAUAAUCUCAACAUUCCAAAUAAUUCCACAAAAACUGUUACAUGUCCAUAUAUAAAUUCGUAUUUAAUAAGUGUUCCCAAUAAUGUCGAAUUUAUUUAUUAUUGCUCAAUUGUUAGUUUACGAGAAAUAUGUUGAUUAGUAGUACUUCAGUUGUGUGUAUAUAAGCUCGCUUUUUUAUAGUUUAAAGUUCAACUAGUUGUAUU